AUGACCUACUGCUCCGCUUCCUACCAAUUCUCCUAUCUUGACACCCCCGAGUUCUAUACGACAGGCUUACACAUCCUGUCUAUGAUUGCUAUCCCCAUUCACCUAUUCGGUGCCUAUUGCAUUCUGUUCAAGACUCCAGAGACCAUGAGUUCUGUGAACAGGUGUAUUUGGACUACUGGAUGGACUGGGUGUCAACAGAACAUUCCAGACUUUUUUGCAGUUUGGGUCUGUGGAAAGUACACUAUGUACAUCGGUAUGAUUCUGAUAUUUGAGAACCGAUAUCUGAUCAUCACUGACGCCAAUAAGUACUGGAAGGCUUUUCGAAAACCAUGGAUGGUGUUGAAUUAUAUCUGCGCAGUUUCUGUGGGAAUUCCAUUUUAUUUGAUGAUUCCGGAGGAUCAGGAGAGCUCGAGAAGCAAGGUUUUUGAGGUAUGA
Messenger RNA from Caenorhabditis remanei, 435 nucleotides. RefSeq lists its product as uncharacterized. The record is from RefSeq and is a predicted model, not a curated record. NCBI's taxonomy places the organism in Eukaryota, Metazoa, Nematoda, Chromadorea, Rhabditida, Rhabditidae. The transcript is spliced from 3 exons. Bases 1 to 435 code for a protein of 144 amino acids.